This is a messenger RNA of Xyrichtys novacula (pearly razorfish), 9677 nucleotides long. NCBI's taxonomy places the organism in Eukaryota, Metazoa, Chordata, Actinopteri, Labriformes, Labridae. The record is from the annotation of a GenBank genome assembly.
GAAAGAGUCUCAGGUUUUCUUUUGUUCUCCAUGAUCCACCUUCCAUCCUCCUCCCUCUGUUGUUUGUUGACAUGUUUCCUCCCUGACCUUUGACCUUCUCAUGUAUUUAACGUGUAAAACUCUCACUCAAGAACCUUUCCCUCCCCCGACAGGUCGAUUACGUCAUGAUCGGGAUCAUGCAUUUCUCUGCCGCGGCUGAGCUGUCAAUAUCUUCAUAAUCUGCGCUCCAUCCUCUCUGACACAUGUCCUGUAAAUUAAUCUGAUCCUCACGGCACUGAGCCGCACGCCGCCGCCGCCGCCACUGCACUCUCCAUCCUCUCCGCUAAGAGGCCCAGAUGUUCUCCUAAUUCACUGCCGGAGUAAUGGAGGGAUGAUGGAUGGAGAGAGCGGAGAGUUCAUACCUGCCAAGAGCUGGAGACGGCCGCUCUCAGCCUCAACAGUAAUCUGAACAGCAGCUUUUACUGGCGGGGAAGUAUCGACCGGCUUCAGAUUUAGCCUCUCUCCCAUAAAGCUCUCUCUCUCCCCCCUCCCCCCUCCCUCCCUCCUCUCUCUUCCUCUCCUCCAUGAUGAGCGUAUCGGCGACCGCAUCAUUCCACCCUGCUGAGUUAUCGGGAUCUGAUCGCUGCUGUUCCUGCUCUGUGUCGAAGCUUCCCUGCAGCCUCUCCUGCACCUCUGCUGCCUUAAUUGUUAUUGACUUCAUGUAUUGAGUUUUUAUUUCUGUGACAGUUUUUAUUUUUUUUGUAUUUUUCGCUCCACCUCCGGGGCGUGAGAGAGUCAGAGGAUGUUCUCGUCUUCAUCCAGAAACUCUCUGUUCUCGCCCUGGUCGUCCAUGGAGCAGUCGGACUCUGAAGUGUUGGACAUCAGCACCAAGGUGCAGCUUCAUGGGGUCCUGUGGAAGAGACCCUUCGGACGCCCGUCAGCCAAGUGGUCCCGCAGGUGAGGAGGGGGGUCGGGUCUGAGUCAGGCGACUUUAUCAUCAGGUGGAGAAAUUUGACACUGAGAAACACUUCGUCUCUGCAGCUUAAAAAAAAACGGAUUGGACUUUUAAAUCAUCAAGUUUUUCUCGACCAAUAAUGUAGAUUUUCCUUAAAGCGAGGUGAAAAUUUCCUGACCAGGGAGAGAGAGAGAGAGAGGACUUUACAGUGGUCCAGUUAGAUGUUUUGGAGGAUAGAUCAAGUUUUUAAGUCUAAUCUGUGAGUUCAGAGAAACAAAACUGUUCAUAAUUUUCUAAUAAUGAGCUCAAAAGUUCACAAGAACGAUUUUAAAAGUGAGUCAAGACGACUAAAAGUGACUUUUUAUUUGAAAAAUCAACACUGAAUGUCAGUUUUCUACUUCAAAUCCGCUAUAAAACAUCUUUCAGGACUUUUUCUUUUAAAAACAAAAGUCACAUAAGAAGUAAAGAGCUUUGUUGGUAAAAGUUGAAGUUUCUUUAUGAUGAAACUGAAAUACUCGGUUGACUUUUUGAGUCCUGAAGAGAUAAAAAUAGAUUUCUAAAAACCUGUAGCUGUUUGUCAAAACCGAAUAAACUUAAACUUAAUAAAUCAAGUUUUGAUAAAUCAAGUUUAACAAUCCAGGAAAUAAUCUUUUUGAAAUGAGAUGAAAUGUUUCGCAAAUACAGAAAAUCAGUUUAUGAAGAGUAAACUAAAGAUUUGUUUCACUUACAGAUGUGAAAUUAAACUUUUCCAGGAUAAUAAAACAACAAAAACAUUUUAAUUAAACUGCUGUCUUGUUCCAAAAUGUUUUAUAUUUUUAUUUUAAGUAGAAAAUAGUUUUUUAAAAUAACUUCUGAUGCAAAUCCUCGUUGUUAUAUCACAUGUGGAAGAGAAGCAGUCAGAAAAAUCACUUUUCCUCUUAAUAUUUUUGGAAAACUCGUAUCUGCCAGGAGCCACGGUGAAGAAAUAUGCAGAUUUUUUUUUAGAGAUCUUUAGAAAAUCACUAAACCUAAAAAACAAACAAAUCUGAGUUAUAAAAAUUGACUUAUAUAACUAUAAAAUCAUUAAUCUGAUCAUUCAUUUGUUGUUAGUUACUGGUAUGUGUCAGUUUCCUCAGAUUAGCACAAUAAAAAAAGUCUCAUAAAUGUUUAAUUUUGUGUUCAGACAGUAAAGUUACCGGAGCUGGUUCUGGUUCUGGUUCUGAGUGGUCAGACCUCCCUUCAUCAUUUUCCUCUCAUUAAUCUAAAAAAACAUCUACUGUGCUUUAAAGCUCCUCUGAGGAACUUUUGUUUUGUGUUGGCGCCCCCUGUGGUCAAAGCAGCUUUUGCUUAUCUUGUCCUUCACAUCCUUAAAUAGUGUCCCGCUGACUUUUGACUGUCUGACAGAUCAUUUAUUAUGAAUAUUUUAUGAUUAACAAAAAACCUUCACAGGAGCUUUAAUGUCUGGAUAAAAACUCCCUACAGGAGCUUUAAUUUUCAGAAAUCAAACUUCAGUGUUUUGUGUCAGAAAUACGGUGAAUUUUAUCGUCAGUUUUGUCGUUCAGUGAAGUAGAAGUUGUGUUGAUGUAAAAUCAGAUCACAGGUUUUUUAAUAACCUCCUGCAGCGUCGGUGUUUCCUGAUCUGAAUGUGUUUUUGGACGUUCAAAUGUCUGGAUCGUCCCUCACAUCUCUGUAAUGCUCUUAGUUUACAUAACCGCUAAAGCAGCGACCAAACCAGGCGGGUCCAGAGAGUCCAUUUGCGGCGCCGUCUUGGUCAGCAGAGUUCAUGAACGCUCAGACUCGGCGGUGACCUUCAAAAUAAGAUUGUAAAAUAAUCUGACACCACAAAGAUGAAAUCUGGAUGAUACUGGGCGUCAGAAACGAGCCAUAAUCUAGAUUAAUAUUAAAGGGUCAUUUCGGUUUAAUCACCAUGUAAAGCUGGUGGAACCAGGACCAACACUGGCACCAUUAAUACGCCCAGUUUUUCCUGCGUUACCAAAGACCCACUACGUCUACGGAGUCAGUUGCGUAAAUCGCCCUCGGGUGAUUUCUCUUAACCCGAAUGAUUUUUCUGUGACUGCAUUUUCACUGCCGGCUCUGUCAAAUAUGUCAAACUGAUCGGCUGUGAGGGCGGAGAGCUGAUUCUAGUCACAUCAGACUUUUGUUAUAAUGAAAACCUCACAAAAAAUCCUUCUGUUUAGAUUUAUAUUAAUAAAAAUAAAAGAAGAAACUAAAAGUGACGAAAAACUCAAAGUUCCAGGAGCAAAAAUACAACAACACUCAUGUAUAAAUAUCUUUAAUUGGUCACCAUGUUGGAUUAGGAUGUAAAUUAGUGUGUCAUCGGCAUAACGGUGAAAUUUUCUAUUUACGGAUGAUGUUACCGAGAGGAUGUGAGUAAAUAUAAAGAGAGUCUGACCCAGAACCGAACCCUGUGGACCCUCAUACGAGAAGUUUGCUGUUGAUGAUAAUGACGCUGCAGUUGUCCAGGUCCAAUACAUCAGAACACAUCCAUGAGAAGGAAGAUGUAACCCCCCUCGUACACAAAGCUUCAUCCGUGUUGAAAGUUAAAAACCUCUCUUUGAAAACAACAAACUAAAAGUUAAGUUUGUAAAAGAACUGCAGUUUUUAAUCUGGUAUUCGUAGCACGUUUGUAGCUCGAUCCACUCCUCCUGACUCGCCUCAUCAUCAGGGUGUCAAAUUCUGCUUCUCUGUGAAGUUUGAAGCCUCUGAUCUCAGGCGUGAAAUAAACCUGCAGAGAAAAAAAAGCAGAAACUCUGGAUUUAAAGGCGGUCACUUUCCGCCCCUCAGGACCGACUCUCUGCUGCUCUCAUGGUCCUCCUCUGUUCGCAGGUUCUUCAUCAUCAAAGAUAGUUUCCUCCUCUACUACGCCGAGGGCGAGAAGAGGAACUUUGAGACCAACAGGUACUUCAACAUCCACCCAAAGGUGAGCGGCUGCAGCUUCACUGAACACCUCUCAGGAUGGUUUUUCUUUAACGGAGGGUUUUUAUCAGGGAUGUGUUUCUGUCUCAGGGAGUCAUCCCUCUGGAAGGAUGUGUGGUGUCAGCCAACGACAACUUGGGGAUGCCCUUCGCCAUCGUGAUCAACCUGGAGGACUUCACAGUAAGAUAACGCCCUGACUCCAUCUUUUCUGAGGGUUUAAAGAAGAGACAGAGGUGCAGAUGGAUAAAUAAGGAGUGAAAAAGAAGAGUACCUCUGCAGGAUCCAUCUUUAUACCUGUGAUCCUGCAACAAAAGAGACACGAAAUACAGAGAAUCGACCUGCACAGACCAUCAACUCUGUUAUAACUGUUUAUGUGUAUCUAUGAAUAAAACUUCACCUCAAAGCAGGUAGAGCUGUCGUCUAAUAACUGGAAGGUUGGCGGUUCAAUCCCCGCCCUGUCCCUCGUCUGUCUGUUGUUUCAAGACACUUAACCCUCCUUUCUCUCAGUCUGUGUGAGUGAAUGAAUGAUGGAUCUAAUAAAAAAAGGCACUUUGAGGGUCUCUGUUAAAGUGCUCUAAAAAUCUGAUGCAUCAUUAUUAUUCUUCUAUCCCUGCAGCAUCAGUCUGAAGUUUGUAUUUUUUUACAGUCUAAAACCUUUAAUGAGGAUCUGCUGACGUGAAGGUUUCUCCUCUUCCUCCUCAGGGAACCAUCGUAGUCGCUGCAGAGUCUGAGGAGGAGCAGGUCCAGUGGAUGGAGAUGCUGCACGAGUCCGGGAAAGUGUGAGUGUCAGACGGAUAAAUCCUUAUUUUUUUUAGUUUCAAAUCUUUUUAUUAUCAUAUCUUAUGCCACAUACAAUACAAACAAUGAGCCCGCCUGCCCACCUCCAGCUCCACACAUGCCCAAAAGACAUGGAGCAGAAGAAAAUGAGUUUGAAGAAGAGAAAACAAAGGUAGUAGGCGAGCUAGAUGAGAUCUAAAUCUUGAGCUUCUGAAAUUUUUUUGAUUGUUAUUAAAAAUAUUUUUAUUUAGACAUAAAAAAACACAGAAAUAAGGAUGAAGAGUUUAUUUUAGGUGGAUCCAUGAAUGUAUUCUGUAAAAACUAAUGAUGACUAUAAAUCAAGAGGAGAUUAAAGACGUGAAACUGACAGUAUCACUUUAUCAGGAUUCAUCCUCUGGGGACCAUGAAUGUCAGGAUAAACUGUCAUGGUCACACAUUCAACAGCGGUUAAAUACUCAACCUGGACCACAAAUGUCAGCUCGGAGGAUCACCACAGUUGUUAUUGUUAUUCUGUUUGUACAAAAGUAGAGAUAAAAUAAUGACAAAUUCAAAACAAAGAAGUUCAAUGAAACUGUGCAGGAGAGGAAAGAAGCUCUUAAGGGUUUAAACAGAAUCCUCCCCAUCAGUACGAGUAAAUUAAAACAUCCUGAAUCUGAAACAAUAUAACAAGAAAAUAAACUAAAUGACAAGAAAAUAAAGAAACAUGCAACAAAAAAAUAAAAAUAAAACACAAACAUAUAAAAAGGAUAAACAGUCUGAAUGUGUUCUGUAAAUCUGUGUUUUACUUUUCUUCAGGACGUGGAAAAACGCUCAGCUGGGCGAGGCCAUGAUCGAGAGUCUGGAGGCUCAGGGUCUGCAGCUCGCCAAGGAGAAGCAGGAGUAUCUGGGUAAACUCAGAAACCACCUGAUUUAACCAACGCUCUGAAGGUCAAAGAGGUCAAAGUUCAACGUUUUUUCUUCUCUCUGCAGAUAAACUGAUGGAGGAGACGGAGGAGCUGAGUCACCAGAGAGCGCAGAGAGAGGUGAGGACCCCUGUGAACGUCAGUCACAUGACCUUUAGAAACAGGAAGUGUUGAGGAUGACGUGUUUGUGUUUGUGUUUGCAGGAGCUGGAGCGUCUGAAUCAGGUCCUGGAGGACGAGAAGAUCAAGUUUGAGGAGGUGGUGAUGGAGCUGAAGGCGGAGCAGGAGCAUAUCAAACUGUAAGAACACGGAUAUCCUCCUCUAACAUGAGCUGAUUCUGCGAUCGAUCAGUUUUAAUAUUGAUCAUCUGUGUGUGUCGACGGCAGAGACCUGGACGGUACGGCUCAGUCCCUCAAAGGCGUGGAGAGCGAGAAAGAAGAGCUGAGCAGUUUGACCAUCAUGCUGCAGAAAUCCAUCGAGGUACGAGGAGAAAAAAAAGAGUUAAACUUUAAGCUGAGGCGUGCAGCUUAAAUCUAAACCCUCACUGAAGUCCUAAACCUGAUCCGUGUCCCUGUUUCUGUCUCUCAGGAGCUCUCUCAGGAGAAGCAGAGGACUCUGGAGCUUCUGGGGGUGAAGGAGGAGAAAGGAGCGACAGAGACGAGCGAGGAGAACUCGGCCUGCAGGACGUCUGAGGGCGGAGAGGAUCCUGGAGACGUGGACCUGCUGCAGGACCUGAAACACAUCGAGGAGCAGAUGAAGAUCCUGCUGACGGAGAAGGAGGACGCGGAGGACAAGUGAGUGACAGACCCGGAGCUCUGAAACCAGAUCUUCUUUAUAAGUUUAGGAGACCAGGAUCGCUUAGAAACUCUGAUCAUCUACAGCAGAACAAAAACUCGAACCUGAAGAACCAAGAGGCUGAAAUGAGGAUUCAGGUUUCAGCUUCAAACGGUCCGACACUCGGACCUUUCAGGGAGAUAAUGGCACACAGGAUGAACGAGUGGAAAUGUGUAUUGAUCCUGAACGAGCAGCUGAUUGAUCAGCAGCAGUAAGAGGGAUAUUACAGGCGGCUGCUGCUAUCGACUGUGAAGCACUCAUGUUCUCUUUCCAGCUCUAAGUUUUCGAUGUAUAGAUGUAUGUUUCCAUGAGCUCUGCGGUCAACUCCACCUCCUCUUCCUCCUCUUCUCAGAAAUCCUCUCUGUGGAAACGUUUCAAAACCGUUAUCAAAGUCCUCCAACAUCAGAAACACCAAACUGAAACUGGACGACAAAAACUGCUGCAAAGUUUUCUGUUAAAAUCCAGAUUUUUAUGAGAAAAACUCAAAAUCUGAGGAGGAAACUUCUGCAAAAUCUGAGUUACAACUUCAGUUAAAAAUACAAAAUUUUAUAGGAGGGAAUCAAACCAUCAACCUUCCAGUUGUUGAACAGCUGCUCUACCUCCUGAGCUACUGCUGCCCCAGAGUUAUUCAGUUAUUCAGUUGUUUCUGCAGCAUUUACAUGUCGGCCUCACAGUGGAUAAAGAUUCAGAUCUUCUUCUUGGGUUUCAUCAAUAAUAAAAUAGAUAAAAUUUAAGAUUAUUAUUCUUGUUCAUUAUUGUUUUCCAAACUGAAUCUCUUAAACAGUAAGUGAGAUGAAACAAGAAGUCACUCAGAGUAAAAAAAUGAAGAUCAUACCAAAAAAAGAUCCUUAAAACUGAGUUUGAAGAAUAAAAAAACUUUAAUUGUGGAGCGGACAGAUGGCCAAGCAGGUUAGUGUGCCCCAUGCAUGAGGACUGUGGUCAUCGCAGUAGUCACGGGUUUGAGUCCAGCCCUGAACAUGUGCUGUGUGUCCCUAUCCUAUCAAUACAGGGCAAAAAUCACCCAAAAAAUACUGAAAAAAAGAGAAAACUUCAACUGUUUUAACAAAAUUAAGUUCAUGUUGUUUCAAAACUAAAGUUUAUUCUGUAAUAAUCAACAUAUUUGUGCAGUAGGUGACGUACAGUAUGUUGAAGCUGAUAUAGAUAAUAUAAAUAUGAACCAAAAAUUAAUGUGAAUUUCACAGAAGAAAAUGUGUAAAUUAGUUUAAAAGGUGGAGCACACUGCAGGGUAAAUUAAUUCAUAUUUUAUUUCUUAAUUUCACAGUAAAAAGUGAUUUUUAUUGAGUAGAUCAUGUGUUUUUGUUCUGCUCUAAGUGGUUAAUAUAGUUUGCACAAAGAAAAGUAUGAACUGCAUGAACGUUAAUAUUUAAGUCAGCUGAAAGGAGGUGUGUAUUACAGAGAGAAAGACAAUAGAUGAUGAUAUAUCACUGUGAAAAACAAAAAAUGUAAAUUAGCAGGAAAUUUUAAAAAAUAUUUGAUAAAGUUGCAGAAAUGACUAAAGAGUGAGGACAUGAGUUUGAGGUCGUUCACUAACAAACCAGGUCAGUUCUUUUUUUCUCCCUCUCGUCUGUUUUCACUUUGAAAUGACUUUGCAGGUUUGUGUGUGUUUGUGUGUUUGUGUGUGUUCAGCUCAGUGAGCAGGAAUAUCUGCAGUCCUGACAGUGAAGGGCGUCUGACCUCUGUGUUUUAUUCCUGCAGUUCUCCCUCAGGUCUCCUCUCUGCUGUGUGUUUCUGUGUUUCAGUUUUCUUCUCGUUUGUGUUUCAGGCUCAGAGAGAACGAGCAGCGGGCCAAAGUCCUGCAGCAGGAGAGAGAGUUUUACUCGUCUCAGGCUCGGACGCUGCAGCAGUCGCUCUCUCAGCUCACUGCAGACAAACGGCAGACGGAGGCCGAGCUGAAGGUAAGGCGGCGUGACUCAGCUGAUACACGACAACACGAUAGGUCACUGCAGAGGUCACCGUGUUUGGAUAAGUUUGAUUAAGAGUCACAAAGUUUUCUUGUUAACUACAUUUAUUUUAAUCCUGCAGAUUCAGUCAAAACAAACAAAAGAAAAAAACACUUUUAGUGACACGGCAGCAAAUAAAAUCAAAUAAAAUCAUCAAAAAUAACUCAGAAAAAAGCAAAGAGGUAAACUAAUGCUUCAUGUAUUGUUAGAUGUGUAAUAAGUCGUAUCAUCAUGUCUUAAAGCCUCCUGUCGUGUUUUGUGUUUGUCUCAGGCGGAGAUCGAGUCUCGGGUGGAGCUGGAGAAGAGGCUGAAGCAGGCGGAGCAGGCUCUGCAGGACCUGGAGAAAGGCCUGAACUCUCUGGAGAGGACCAAAGAGAGAGACGAGAAGAUGAAGGGAGACGUGACCCAGCUGAGGAGUGAGUGAAAAACACGAGAACUUUACACCUCACCUGUCUGCUGUAGAGCGGGGAGGUUAUUUUAAUUUGAUGGUGAAGUUAUGAAGACCAGAGAGAGACAGUGUGGAUGCUGUAAUCUGUCCUGUGUGGCUGCCCUCUUGUGGACAGAGAAGGUAUUACAGGUCAGCUUUGGAGGAGCAGUUUGAGCACAAAUGAGAUAUAUUUGAUUAAACUAAGAAAACCAUCAGAGUUUGAGGAAGUUCAUGAACGAGUUUACAGAAAAAUGUCCUUUUUGGAUGUUCUACUGUUUUAUUAUUAGUUUAUGUAAAACAGAGCAUGUUGAUGUGUGCUUUUCUGGACUUUUUCACAAAAACACCAAGGUCUAAAUGAGGUCGUUUAGUCGUGUUGGAUGAAAACAGCAGCAGAAGUGUGUCUCCUGCAUCCCCUGGCGCUUUAAUAACUGCGUGUUUGCUGUGUUCGUGGUGUUCAGGGUUCUUCGAGGACUGUAUCUGUGCCGCAGAGAUCGAGGCGAAGCUCCCGGCCAUCAUGAAGAACGCCGUGUAUCUGCACAAAGCUGCUGCUCGCCGGAUCAAGAGCUGCAGGAUCCAGAGGAGAGCCUCCAGACGCCACUGGUGUAAGUGUGUGUAAUAACAUCAGAGCAGAUCCCACCCUGAAACAUGAAUAUUUAAUGACUGACUUCAUCUGUGGACCAGCCAUACUCUGGAAACAUGUAUGAAGAGCUAAAAUGUUUUUCUCUGUUCUCAAUCCUUCUUUCCGUCCUUUUUGCAGUAAAACACUCAAAGUCGUUCGCUGUUGCCCCUGACGACGACAGUAACAUUGAGGAGCUUCGGGAGACGGCCAAACGACUGACGUCCGACAGCAACUUCAGAGAGAGCGUGUACGAGAUCAUCACGCGCAAAGACCCGACAAAUAAGUUAGAGAACUGAGGGGAGAGAGAG